Molecule: messenger RNA, 1296 nt
Organism: Adineta ricciae
Lineage: Eukaryota; Metazoa; Rotifera; Eurotatoria; Adinetida; Adinetidae
Source: the annotation of a GenBank genome assembly
AUGUCUUCAGCUUCAAGUCUUCAUGUUGGAAGUCAUGUAACUCCAGUUUAUUUGAACUUGUACGAUUUAGGUGGAUGUACAAAUGCUUGUCUUCAUACAAUAGGUUUAUUGUAUUAUCAUUGUGCUGUUCAAGCUCAUUCAGCUGAAUAUGGUUACAUGGGACAUCCGUAUAAAUUCACUGGUCUUUAUAAAACUUCCAAACAUGAUUCACGUUUUCAUUUAUAUCGUUUACGUGAUUCGAUCGAAGUCGGUUGGACAUGGUUUAGUGAAAAAGAAAUCGAUGAAAUUGUCGAAGAUUUGAAAUUAUUUUAUCUUGGAUGUGAUUAUCAUGUUGUUGAGAAAAAUUCCAUUCAUUUUGUUAAAUAUCUUCUUGAACAACUUUCGAAUGAUGUUCAAUUGAAACAUCUCGAACCAAUCAAAAUCCUUCAAUUACCAUCUUAUAUCGAUCGCAUUCGUCGUUUAACACAGACAUUUCAUUUCUUGGAAAUGUUUGAUACCGAAAAAGACAUUGCUGAAGUGAAUAUUCUCUAUUUUCUCUACAUGAAAUAUAGAGGAGAUAUGAAAGAAAUUUGUCAAAUUCUCAAAUGUGAUACAUUGUAUCAAUUAAAAUACACAAUCAAAUUAAUCCAACAAGGUAUACAACGACGAAAUCUUCCGAUAUUUGUCGCGUUUACAACAUUCGAAUUGAAAACCGCUUAUGAAUAUUUAUACAUAAUCGAUCAAAACACGUCCGAGAAAUCAACUGACAAUCAACAGUUAACAUUAACGGAUGUGUUUCAUCAGUUUGAUACAAUUACAUUACGUGGACGAACAAGUAUUGAUCGAUAUCUUAAUAUUCAACGAACGAAAGAAAUUCAAGUUGAAAACAACAAAUCCAUAACGAAUAUUCAAUUUGAUAAUUCAAAACGAUCUUCAAUUAAACAGAAUGACAAACAGAUAAUUCUUCCAACGAUUCAUCGAUCAUCUUUACCUCAAGCAAAAUCUCAAAAUCAAGAUCAAACAUCUUUAUCAUCUCCAUCCGUAUCUAAUAUUUUCGAAUCCGAUGCACAAUUAACACCAAUCUUUCUCGAUCCAUUACUUCAAGAUUUACCAAAUUCGAAGAUUACAAAUCAACAACGAAAAUCCUCACGUAAACGAAAACUCCCUCGUGAUCUCAAAUUAACAGAUGAUCUCUAUACGAUUACAAAUCAGAAUUCAUUGUAUUACAAUUGCACAAACAAUGCUACAUUUCUCGAUUCGAAUUCAAUUUCUUGUGUGCAAAUUUCCACAAACGAAACAAUCGAUUCAAAUGUUUAG